UAUAUGGGAAAAAGUAUAAGACUAUUAAAAGACAAAUUAGUGGUAAAUGAACACUCUCCAACCCAAACUAAAGGAGAAGAUUAUAUAUGUAGAGACAAUGGAAAAACACCCAAUUGGACCUUCACUGUUUCCUGUGAAAAUGGGUCCUUUACGUCUCAUAAAACGAUCCACACAGGGGAGAAGCCAUAUAAGUGCAUAGUGUGUGAAAAGGUCUUUACUCAGCAGUCUAAUCUGAAUUCCCAUAAAAGGAUCCACACAGGAGACAAACCAUAUAAAUGCAUGGAGUGUGGAAAGAGCUUUACUCAAAACGGUCAUCUUACUUCCCAUAAAAGGACCCAUACAGGAGAGAAACCAUAUAAAUGCACUGAGUGUGCAAAGAGCUUCUCUGAAAAUAAAUCCCUUAUGAGACAUAAAAGAAUCCACACAGGGGAGAAACUAUAUAUAUGCAUGGAGUGUGGAAAGACUUUUACUCGAAACAGUAAUCUUACUUCCCAUAAAAGGAUCCACACAGGGGAGAAGCGAUAUAAGUGCAUGGAGUGUGGAAAGAACUUCUAUGAAUAUAGAUCCCUUAUGAGACAUAAAAGGAUCCACACAGGGGAGAAACCAUAUAGGUGUACAGAGUGUGGAAAGAACUUUACUCAGAAGGGUCAUCUGAAUUCCCAUAAAAGGAUCCACACGGGGGAGAAACCAUAUAAAUGCAUGAAGUGUGGAAAGAACUUUACUAAAAGCAGUUAUCUUACUUACCAUACAUGGAUCCACACAGGGGAGAAGCCAUAUAAGUGCAUGGAGUGUGGAAAGAGCUUUCGUACUAGGAGUGAAUUUACUUCUCAUAACAGGAUUCACACGGGAGAAACCAUAUAGGUGCACGGAGUGUGGAAAGAGCUUUACUCAGAAGGAUCAUCUGAAUUCACAUAACAGGAUCCACACAGGAGAGAAACCAUAUAAAUAUAUGGAGUGUUGAAAGAAUUUUACUAAUAGCAGUCAACUUACCUCCCAUAAAUGGAUCCACACAGGGGAGGAGCCAUAUAAAUGCAUGAAGGAUGGAAAGAACUUUACUACUAGCAGUGAUCUUACUUCUCAUAACGGGAUCCACUCAGGGGUGAAACCAUAUGAAUGCAUGGAGUGUGGAAAGACUUUUACCCAAAUGAGUAAAUUAACUUCCCAUAAAAGAAUCCAC
Molecule: messenger RNA, 1177 nt
Organism: Python bivittatus (Burmese python)
Lineage: Eukaryota; Metazoa; Chordata; Lepidosauria; Squamata; Pythonidae
Source: RefSeq, a predicted model, not a curated record